Struthio camelus australis is the source of this 2269-nucleotide messenger RNA. RefSeq names its product ST8 alpha-N-acetyl-neuraminide alpha-2,8-sialyltransferase 2 (gene ST8SIA2). Gene Ontology annotation, molecular function: alpha-N-acetylneuraminate alpha-2,8-sialyltransferase activity. Gene Ontology annotation, biological process: oligosaccharide metabolic process; N-glycan processing. NCBI's taxonomy places the organism in Eukaryota, Metazoa, Chordata, Aves, Struthioniformes, Struthionidae. The record is from RefSeq and is a predicted model, not a curated record.
UCUGUGAGAAGCCUGCAAGGUGACUUGCUGAUCAACUGGACAGAGUCCCAUCUUUUUAAUGAGACUCCAAUGUAUAGAUGGAAAGCCAGGAUAUGGUCCCCUGGAAUGGAAUCCCGAUUUCAAGCCUCUUGAGCUUGGUUCCUGGUCCAUUUGGGCUGCGAGGGAGUUCUGGAGGCAGAGGUACAAUCAGAUCAGCUGUGAACAGCUUACAUAGCAAAUCUAAUAGAGCUGAAGUAGUAAUAAAUGACUCUUCGUCUCCAGCUGUUGUUGACAGAAGUAAUGAAAGCAUUAAGCACAACAUUAAACCAGCCUCAUCCAAAUGGAGCCACAACCAGACACUCUCUUUGAAGAUCAGGAAACAAAUCUUGAAGUUCCUGGACGCGGAGAAAGACAUUUCAGUGCUGAAGGGGACGCUGAAGCCUGGGGACGUCAUCCACUAUGUCUUUGACAGGGACAGCACCAUGAACGUCUCCCAGAACCUCUACGAGCUGCUGCCCCGCACGUCGCCCCUGAAGGGCAAGCAGUUCCCGACCUGCGCCAUCGUGGGCAACUCGGGGGUCCUGCUGCACAGCGGCUGUGGCCCCGAGAUCGACGCACACAGCUUUGUGAUAAGGUGUAAUCUGGCCCCCGUCCAGGAGUACUCACAGGACGUGGGCAUGAAGACAGACCUGGUGACUAUGAACCCUUCAGUCAUCCAGCGGGCCUUCGAGGAUCUAGUGAAUGAGACCUGGCGGGAGAAGCUGCUGCAGCGCCUCCACAGCCUCAAUGGCAGCAUCCUCUGGAUCCCAGCCUUCAUGGCCAAGGGGGGCAAGGAACGAGUGGAGUGGGUGAACGAGCUCAUCCUGAAACACCACAUCAAUGUCAGGACUGCCUACCCCUCGUUGCGCCUGCUGCACGCUGUCCGAGGGUACUGGCUCACGAACAAAGUGCAUAUAAAGCGACCGACCACUGGCCUCCUCAUGUAUACCUUAGCCACUCGCUUCUGCAACAGGAUCUAUCUCUAUGGCUUCUGGCCGUUCCCCCUGGAUCAGAACCAGAACCCGGUCAAGUACCACUACUAUGACAGCCUGAAGUAUGGCUACACUUCACAGGCCAGCCCGCACACCAUGCCCUUGGAGUUCAAAGCCUUAAAGACUCUGCACCAGCAGGGAGCCUUGAAGCUGACUGUGGGGGAGUGUGACGGGGCCACGUAAGGUGGCCUCCACAUGGCCUCCGUGGCUCAUGUUCCUGCAGGCUACACAACCAUGGGAGGAAGGGGAGGGGGAGGAAAGGAUGAGUGGUGCUUAGUGGGGUUGGUUUUCUUUGUUCAUGCGCAGAACAGUGACAAAAAUAUAUAUACGUGGUACCUAUAUAUAUUGACCUGAGUAUUAUAACUGUUUGGUGUUCACCAAGGAAGAGACAGGAAAGAUGCGGGAGCAUCUGAAGUGACUGGCCUGGGCAAGACACCUUGCCUUGGGCUUGCUAGGCUUGGAAGGAUGUUAGAUCCACAUCCAAAAUGUGUGAAGGUGACCUUGGUUUUUGAGGGUAUGUUAGGUGAUGGGUAAACGUUAAGCCUUUUUUCGUGACUGGUCCAAGGUUGGUAGUUAGUUUAUCUGGCCAAGAACGCCGGUGCUGGCGCUCCAGUAGGUCAUGUUCUUGGCUCCAUGCCAAUGGUGGGGACGGGGAAGGGGGCCGGGGAGUAGGGUGGGCAGGGAAGGUUUGUUGUGGGCUCUCGUGGCCGAGGGGUUGCCUGUGUGUAUGGAUGGGACCGGAGCAGGACCCAUCUCCUGCCUGGGAGGGACUAUCUCCUAGUGACUGCCCGGCACCCGUCAGAGUCGCACAGAUCCCUCCAUCCAAAAUGGCUUGGGUGCAUGCGCGUGCUGGGCAGGACAUGGGCAGAACAGCCUGUUGGCUGCUGGACUGUGAACACCAUCUUUGGAGGAGCGGAGGAGAAGAAUCUGUUUUGGCUGCAGGAGGUGGCGGGGAGGUGAACCGAUUCCAGUGAUACUGCUCUGAAAAAGGAGAUGGGAGGGUCUUCUGGUAUGGUUGACUCAAGGCUGGGCGGAUGGUGAGGAAGAUGCUGAGCUUGGGUUUGCUCUUCCUCUCCCAAGGAACAGUUCAGAAAGGAGCAAAGGUGCUGGAAUGUAGCAGGAAGGAGGUUUGCUGCUGCAAACUGGUGCCAUUAAUAUUAAGUGUCUUACUAUGCCAGAGCCUGAGACACUCAGCAUCUGUCAGGGCUCAUGAAAACCAUAAGUACGUUUAGCUCUUAAAUCCCAAAUGCUACCUGCUA